AUGCUUCGCCACCCCCUAACUUUAGGACCAAGUCCCAGUAGGAAUCAACUCGAUUUUAUCGAGUGCAUCCAGCAACUCUGCAUGAUUCUACAACACGUCGCGGCUCAGAAGAAGCCUGAAGAUGUGGUCGAUAGCAUUCUCAGACGCGCCGAGUUAGUUAAGAUUGCUCGCCGGCUGCAGAAUCUUCUCGCCCUUGCCCAGUUUAAAACCGACCAUGGAUGCGAAGACCUUUCCUUCGGCGUCAUAGAAUUAGCAUACAAGGAGGAGAUACGGCGAAGGCCUCUGACCGAACACGACCUCCUUUCCCACUCUGCUGCGUUCACUGCCCAGCUUCCGCGCCCUUCUGCUCUCCCAAGCUUGUCCCACGAAGCGGGCCCGUGCUUGCAGGCCAGUGGGCACGCCAAUGCACGCAAGCGUGCUCUUUGCCCAUCGUUGCUCGAAGAUAGCCCAAGUAAUCCCAGCAAAGGACCCUGCCCAUCUCGCGCUGCUGUCACAACUUUCAACGACCAGUCACGGGAGCACAGUGAAGCAGGUGUUCGGUCAUCGAAUAUCAGCCAAGCCUAUUGCCGACGCAUUGCCUCAGUGGCCCAAUGUAUCGGUAACCCCCCUCCAUCAAGCGCAGCCGUUCCUGAAAGCGACGAUGACAUAUCAACUGCCUGGCUUUUCCACGCCACUAGUCUUCAGCCAUCACUUCUGCCAAGGUUCCCGCCCACGCCCUUCAUCCCACUCGGCAACGGCAACACCGUCUCCACCACUCCAGCAUCACACUUUGACUGGGCAGAUUUCAUCAAUGCCGCACCUAAUAGUCCAGCUCAGAAUGAUGGGAAGACCAUGUCGUCUAUCCUCUCAAAGCUGCCUCCUGUAACCGUCAGGAAGCCCUAA
This is a messenger RNA of Fusarium vanettenii 77-13-4, 882 nucleotides long. RefSeq lists its product as uncharacterized. Bases 1 to 882 code for a protein of 293 amino acids. Lineage: Eukaryota; Fungi; Ascomycota; Sordariomycetes; Hypocreales; Nectriaceae. The transcript has 5 exons. The record is from RefSeq and is a predicted model, not a curated record.